Molecule: messenger RNA, 345 nt
Organism: Vicia faba (fava bean)
Lineage: Eukaryota; Viridiplantae; Streptophyta; Magnoliopsida; Fabales; Fabaceae
Source: the annotation of a GenBank genome assembly
AUGAGACACAAACAAGAGUCAAGAAGAGCAAUGGAAAAGAAUGAAGAGGCAGAGGUUACAAAUGAGAGGACUACUAUAUUUUAUCUUUAUCAUCCAUGUUCUCUACUCCAAAAAUUCCUUGGAACUUUCUUCAAAUGUUUAGGCUUUGAGAUUGAAACCAACAAAAAAGAACAUGAACUAAAAAAUCCUUCAGAUCACACAGAAGAGGAUCUUGGAACUGAAAACAAGAGGAAUGUUCAACAAGCACUACUCAAAGGUUUUCAGAUUAUGAGAACUUUGAUAAUUAGGCGUGGUGGACCAAGAAGAUCAGAUCUUAGUAAAGGAUCAAGCCCUGGGAUUAAUUAA